This is a messenger RNA of Mixia osmundae IAM 14324, 3857 nucleotides long. RefSeq lists its product as uncharacterized. The transcript is spliced from 4 exons. Lineage: Eukaryota; Fungi; Basidiomycota; Mixiomycetes; Mixiales; Mixiaceae. Gene Ontology annotation, molecular function: ATP binding; copper ion binding; ATP hydrolysis activity. The annotation marks the transcript as partial. The record is from RefSeq and is a predicted model, not a curated record. Gene Ontology annotation, biological process: monoatomic cation transport; copper ion homeostasis. Gene Ontology annotation, cellular component: membrane.
CCAUGAAGCGGACGACGCUGGUCAUCAGCAACAUCCACUGUCCGUCCUGCGUCGCCACGAUCACUGACAUCCUCGAGUCCUUCAAUCCUGUCGAACUAGCCUCAAAGCCCUCAGAACUGCCCAGCGAUCACAUCUCGACCCUCACUUCAGACUCUGCAACGCCUCUGCAGUCACGCCUCGCGCCUGCCAAGCUGAUCAAGAACAUAGAGGUCUCCAUUCUUGAAGGGACCGUCAAGUUCUUGCGCUCUGUCGAGCAGCCUGUGGCGCCCAUCUUUGACGAGAUCGAAGCGAGCGGCUUCAACGUCGUCCGAGGACGCUCAGUAGCGCGGAAAGAGAAGCCUGCUGACCCAGUGUCCUACCAGGCCGCGCUUGCCCAGGUCAGGUCGGCUUCUUCGCGAUGGUCAAAAGCAGCCGAGUCUCUUUGGCCUGGUCAUCAGGCCAAGCGCCACAAGGCACAUCGAUUGGUCUGUGCUGCAUGCCGUCGCGAGGACGAAGCGGCGCAGUCUCACUCGAUACGUCCAUCUGCCAGAUCGAGCGAGAGAACUCAGCUUGAGUCAGGUGCCGUCGAGCCUAUGGGCCUGCGUCAGCGAAGGGUGCGCAGCGACAGGCAGACCAAUGAGCAGCCCGAGUCACCCAUUCGCAAGACAACGUUCGCGAUAGGUGGAAUGACAUGCAUUGCCUGCGUUCAGGGCGUACGAUCGGGCUUCGAGGAUGCAGGCCUAGGCAUCAAUGACGUCGUCGUCUCUUUCAUGCCACCUUCGGCCACAAUCGUGCACGACAUUCGCGAAUGGGAUACUGCAAGACUCAAGCAUCGUAUCGAGGACUCUGGCUACGACGCCGACAUGGUCUCGAGCGUGGUUGUCGAUCCCCAGAGUACGGCGAAGAAGGCUGCAGAGCCAGUCUCUUACAUCGCCCAGUUUUCUAUAGGCGGUAUGACCUGCUCUAGCUGUGUCGGCUCUAUCGACAAUGCGCUCAAACAGCAGCUGUCUUCACAUCUACAAGAGCUCAAGAUCGAUCUGAUCGGGGGCAAGGCCACUCUGCGCGUCAAUGAACAGUCGUCUAUCGAAGCAGCACGCAACGAGAUUGAAGAUCUCGGCUUCGAAGUCGCACUUUCGAGCGUAAUUGAGCAAGGCGAAGAAGCCGCCUCGCAUCUCCGAUCCCAACGACGCGAGCUGCAAAUUCGCGUUGACGGCAUGAUGUGCUCAGAUUGUAUCGGCAAAGUCAACAAAGCUCUGCAAGAUCUGGUCGAAGCGCAUCCAUUUGCCGAGCUGUCUUACGAGCCUGUCGAAAUCUUCGAUGUUGCAGAAGAUAUCGAGUCUCUCAUUCGCCUCUCGUACUUGCCGCAGCCGCCUGCAUUCACGAUAAGAUCCAUCAAACAAGCUAUCGAGGCACUAGGCUUCAAAUUCUCCAUUCAGCGCGAGGAUACCUUACAAGAUCGAGCUCAAAGAUCACAAGAGCGUGAGAGAAUGCGAAUACUCAUCAGACUCUUCAUCUGCUUCCUCUUCGCUAUCCCCACUUUCACCAUCGCCGUCCUCGGCAUGACUUUGCUACCAUCAUCCAAUAGCUUUCGUGCUCAGCUCGACACUCCCGCUUGGGGUCAGGCUUCGCGUGGCACGCUCGCACUCUUUGCCCUGGCGACACCUGUGCAAUUCGGCGUCGGCCAGUUUUUCUACACCCGAGCGUACAAGAGCCUGCGAGGGGUCUGGCGGAGCCGACGAGGCCAAGUCAGCUGGAAAAGGACUGCCUACAAUCGGCUGUUGCGCUGGGGCAGCAUGGACACGCUUGUCGCGCUCGGCACGAGUCUCGGCUACUUUGCUAGUGUGGCCUAUAUGAUUCUCGCCAUCACUGCCACGAUUGACAGCGAGAGUGAUCAGAUGGGCUACUUCGAUACCUCUGUCUUUCUCAUGCUCUUCAUUCUUGCCGGACGAUAUCUUGAGAGUGCGAGCAAGCAUCGUACCGGUGAUGCACUGGCAGAACUUGGGCAGCUGAAGCCACUCAAAGGCUACCUGUAUGAUGGCCAGACUGGCUCGGUCACUGGUGAGACGUUAGCGGACGAGCUCGAUGUUGGUGACCUCUUGGUGGUCCCUACGGGCGAAUCGCCUCCUCUCGACUGCCGACUGAUAAGCUCCAGUCCGCCGACAUCAUUCAACGAAGCGUCUCUGACAGGCGAGGCAAGACCGGUGCUCAAGUCACCCGGGGAUGACAUCUAUGCUGGCACGACAAAUCACGGUCCAGCUGCUGCCAUUGCAGUGAUCACCAAAGCUCAAGGUGGCAGCGCUCUCGAUGACAUUGUCAACGUCGUUCGAGAUGCGAUGGGCCGCAAAGCGAGCAUCGAACGUAUUGCUGAUCUCGUCACUGCUUACUUCGUACCUGCGGUCGUAGCAGUCGCGACACUCACUUUCGCCAUCUGGGCUCUGCGUGGCUACGCUGGCGACUUGCCCACGCAUUGGUUGCCCCCGCACGAUCGAGGAGGCUGGGCACUCUUCGCCGUCCAAUUCGGUGUGGCAGUCCUAGUCGUUGCUUGUCCCUGUGGAAUCGGACUUGCUGCGCCAACAGCUCAGAUGAUCGGCGUCGGCUUAUGUGCGCAGCAUGGCAUCCUGCCGCAUGGCGGAGGCGAGGCCUUUCAAGCUUUUGCGCAUGUCGACACCGUCGUGCUCGACAAAACUGGUACGCUCACUACUGGCGACUUCACCGUGACCGACUCGGAGAUCGUCAAACAGGAUUGCCUGUCAGAGGACCAACUUGUGUCCAUGCUGCUCGAUGUCGAACAAGCCUCGAGCCAUCCCAUAUCUAUCGGCGUACAGCGGUGGUGCAAAGCUCAAGCCGGCGAGACUCCAAAGCUCACGGCCCUCGUCGAAUCCAAUGAGACUGCUGGACGGGGCUUGCGCGCCAGAUUUUCGCGCGAUGGGCAGACUGCCGAGCUCCUCGUUGGCAAUCAGGACCUCAUGAAGGAUCAUCAUGUGGAUUGCGAAAAUGUCAGCUCAAUGCUGGCUACAUGGGCAAGCGAGGCCAAGUCAAUCAUACUUGUUGCAUAUCGGAGCAACGAGCAGCCAUUCGGGCUGGCGCUUGCAUUGGCAGUACAGGAUCGCCCUCGUGAGGAAGCAAAUCAUGUCAUCACGACCUUGCGCAAGUCUGGCGUGGAUGUCUGGAUGAUCACGGGCGAUAACAAGUCUACCGCUGAGGCUGUCGCUCGUCAGGUAGGUAUCCUACCGGACAAUGUCAUUGCAAGCGCGAGGCCGACCGACAAGCGCGAUUGGGUCGAGCGGCUUCAGGACGGCUACUCUCGUCUGCCAGCCAAGCGUCGCUGGUUCCGUUUUGACGGUCCGGCAAAGGGCAAGCGGAUCGUCUGCUUCGGAGGCGAUGGCAUCAACGAUAGUCCCGCUAUAGCCCAGGCCGAUAUAGGCCUUGCCAUGGGUAGCGGCUCGAGCAUCGCUGUCUCUACCGCUGACUUUUGCUUGCUCAAUUCAUCGUUGCUAUCUAUUCUUACCGUCCGCGACUUGUCUGUCAAGACGAUCAACAAGAUAAUCAGCAAUCUUGCCUGGGCGAGCGUUUACAAUCUUGCGCUCAUGCCACUCGCAGCUGGCGCGUUCUACGAGAUCAACGAUCGUCAGAUUCGAUUGCCGCCUGUAUGGGCAUCCCUUGCCAUGGCACUGUCGUCCGUAUCAGUUGUCGUCAAUUCGCUCACGCUUCGAUGGUUCUAUCGACUGCCAAAGAGCGUCCACUUGAUAGGCAGACACAUGCAUGACGCGAGACUGGUACAGAGUGCUGUCAGAAGCAAUCUAUCGGCCGCCCUUGCCGCCCUUUGCGCCUUGCUUAGACACCUUUGGCGCGGCAGUCUUGGCAGCGACAGGCUGUGA